Messenger RNA from Bactrocera tryoni, 943 nucleotides. Its product is annotated as protein GUCD1. NCBI's taxonomy places the organism in Eukaryota, Metazoa, Arthropoda, Insecta, Diptera, Tephritidae. The transcript is spliced from 4 exons. The record is from RefSeq and is a predicted model, not a curated record. The coding region runs from base 185 to 886 and encodes 233 amino acids.
AACAAUCGUUCUCAGCUGUUUUCGCUGUCAGUGCACAUGUAUCGCACAAGGGUUGCCAACAUUUUUUCUUUUAAGAAAAAUAGUUGAAUGACAGUAUCAAAGUAUUUGCAAAAGUAGCAGAAGAGGUUAGCAAAAACAAAUCCUUAACCAUUUCGGCACUACUUUUCCAAAAUUCAACGUUAAUAUGGAGGCUAUUCCCGAUCAGAAACACUACAACCUAACGCAUUAUCAACAACGGUUCAAUUGGGAUUGCGGCAUUUCCUGCAUCAUCAUGAUCCUGUCGACAUCACAACGCGAAGUACUAUUACACGAUUUCGACAAAAUAUGUGCGGAGGAAGGCUUUGGUUCCAGCACCUGGACAAUAGAUUUAUGCUUCCUGCUACAACGCUUCCAAGUGCGCCACGAAUACUACACAAAAACGCUUGGUAUCGAUCCAAGCUACAGUGAACAUAGUUACUAUACGAAAAUUAUCAAUAAGGACGAAAAACGCGUUACGCGCAAGUUUCAAGAAGCGCGUCUACAUGGGGUAAGCGUCGAACAACGUACAAUAGAAAUGGAACAGCUGCUGCAGCAUUUAGGUAGACGUGGGCCUGUGAUAUUAUUAACCAACGCAUCACUACUGACGUGUGAAAUUUGUAAAAAGAAUGUAUUGGAGAAAUUCGGUUGUUUCCAACUCUCUUGUAUCGUUAACAAUACACGCACACCACAAAGUUAUGCAGGACACUAUAUUGUAUUAUGUGGCUAUGAUUUGAAAUCUCAACUGGUUUUCUAUCACAACCCGGAAGUGCAGGACGAACACGUCUGUCGUUGCACUGUAGCGGCAAUGGAUGUAGCGCGGAAAGCCUAUGGCACAGAUGAGGAUGUCAUACUGAUUUUUCGGAAUUGAGGACAAUCAUCUUAACACUAAUGCUUGCUAAAAUUAUUUAAAGUUUCUGCUAUCACG